UCUCGAUAACUUCAUCUAAUCAUACUAUCAUAGUCUCAAGACUCUCAACUCUCAUAACACCCUCUUCCAUAUUUUGAACUUAAAAGUAAAAUUUAAAAAAAUCUAGAAAUUAAUUUUAGCUUAAGAGUGAAAAAUAACAGGAUUUACACAUGUUUAAAGUUUAAUAUUAAAACCUCCAAAUUUUUCUCUCACAGAAAUCCCUCAAUCACUCCACUCCUCAAAAUUCCCCAAAAUGACGCAACAACUUCUUCCCUAAAACUCCAUUAAAAUCAAAAUUAGGGUUUGAAAUGCGACAAAUUCAAUGGCACCAAUUCCCAUUUUAUUGACAGAAAUCGCUUCAUCAUCACACUGUUGCUCCUUCAAUUCUCCUCUCUGUUCCCGUCGCCGGAGCUCCGGCACCUCCACCACCGUCGCCGGCGGUGGUUUUCUCUCUCUUCCAGAAGCUUCGCAUUGUUCUAGAAGAUUCUCGUCAUUUUCUUCCUUGAUUUGUUGUGCUGCUGUAAUUUAUCGUCGUCAUCAUCAUCACCAUAGAUCUGUUGAACGAAGAAGAUGGAGUGUAAAUGUGAAUGCUAGUGCUACGGCAUUUCGUGCUUUGGAUGCUCAUGUUAAUGGCCAUAAUACUUCCAAUCACGUCGGUGUUGAAAUCCCCGUUUCUUGUUACCAGAUUAUUGGUGUUCCUGAUAAGGCAGAGAAGGAUCAGAUUGUGAAGUCUGUGAUGGACCUGAAAAAUGCUGAGGUCGAAGAAGGGUAUACAAUGGAGGCUGUUGUAUCCCGUCAGGAUUUGUUGAUGGAUGUUAGAGAUAAACUCCUUUUUGAACCGGAGUAUGCUGGUGAUAUUAAAGAGAAUAUUCCACCAAAAUCUACUCUGCGCAUUCCGUGGGCUUGGUUACCUGGUGCUCUUUGCCUUCUUCAAGAGGUUGGAGAAGAGAAGCUAGUUUUAGACAUUGGGCGAGCAGCUCUCCUGUACCCUGAUGCCAAGCCACAUGCUCAUGAUGUACUUCUUUCUAUGGCUCUUGCAGAGUGUGCAAUUGCCAAGAUCCAUUUGGAGAAGAAUAAAGUGUCGCAAGGAUUUGAAGCUCUUGCUCGUGCCCAAUGUCUUUUGAGGAGUAAGACAUCCUUGGGAAAAAUGAAGCUUCUUUUGGAGAUAGAAGAGUCUUUAGAAGGGCUUGCACCUGCUUGCACAUUGGAAUUGUUGGCAAUGCCUCAGACUACAGACAAUGCUGAACGCAGGCGUGGAGCAAUGGCAGCUUUGCGGGAAUUGCUAAGGCAAGGUCUUGAUGUAGAAGCUUCAUGCCGGGUCAGUGAUUGGCCCUGCUUCUUGAGUAAUGCACUUGGUAAACUCACGGCUUCAGAAGUUGUUGAUCUGAUCCCCUGGGACAAUUUAGCAUUGACUCGUAAGAACAAGAAAUCUCUUGGUUCUCAAAAUCAGAGGGUUGUGAUUGAUUUUGACUGUUUCUACACUGCACUGAUGGCUCAUAUUGCUUUUGGGUUCUCUAGCAGACAAAGAGACUGGAUUAGCAAAGCAAGAUCAAUAUGCGAGUGUCUGAUGGCAUCCGAUGGUGUUGACCUGAAACUUGAAGAAGCUUUUUGCUUGCACCUUCUUGGACAGGGUAGUGAGGCAGACACUCUUGAAAGGCUUCGACAGGUUGAAUCCAGUAAAAAUUCAGGAUCUAGAAACUCACUCUUGGGAAAGGAAGGCAAAGAUGCUCCUGCCUCAGACUAUUCAUUAGAAAAAUGGCUGAAAGAUGCUGUGCUGUGCUUGUUUUCAGAUACUCGCGAUUGUUCCCCUUCAUUGGCUGGGUAUUUUGGUCAGGAGAAGAAAUCUUUUGGCAACAAGCAAAGUAGAGGUUUGUCACCUUCUAUGCCAAACGUAAACCACAGGACAAUAUCUCCUGCUGUUUUGUCUGAUCAAAUGGUGUCUGAUGAGCGUCUUGCUUCAUUGGUGUCCUCCCAACAUCUUGGGCCUGCUGUAAAGCAGUUGACUCCAACUAAUCUGCGAAGUCCAUUACAAGAAGCUAAACCUAGCACCCAGACCGGAACAGCCACUCCACCACCACAGUUAAAGCGAGAUCUUGGUAGCUACCAUCAUAAAGCUGCUACUAGCUGGAUGGCUCAAGGAAAAAUUUUCGGGCGUAUUACAUUUGUCGCAGUUCUAGGUUGUGUUGUCUUUGCCACUUCAAAGAUGUUGGGCAGGCAAAGUGGGCGUGUGUAUGGCUCCAGACUGGCCAAUAGAAAAACGUUGUGCUCAUCUCUUGGUGAUCACUCUGGACAUAAUGGCAUGCAUAGCAACUUUGCUGCAGCAAUGCAGCAGUUUUUAUCAACUUUGAAGCUGGGAGUUAGAAAUCAAUCCAACACAGGAAAAAGGCAAAAAUCGUCUGUCUUGGCUGGCUUAUCAUCUCCUGUGCCUGCUGCAUAUGACAGGGUAAUGACUCUUGAAGAAGCUGAAGCUCUUGUAAGACAAUGGCAAGUAAUCAAAGCUGAAGCCCUCGGUCCUGAUCAUCAAGUUCAUUUGCUCUUUGACAUUCUUGAUGAGUCUAUGCUGCUUGAGUGGCAAGCUUUGGCAGAUGCAGCCAAAGACAAAUCAUGUUUUUGGAGAUUUGUUUUGCUGCAAUUAUCAGUCCUUCGAGCUGAUACAUUCUCAGAUGCCACCGGCACUGAAACAGCAGAAAUUGAUGUUCUGCUGGAGGAAGCUGCAGAGCUUAUUGAAGAAAAUCAACAAAGGAAUCCAAAUUACUAUAGCACCUAUAAAAUUAGCUACCUUCUGCGACGGCAAGAUGAUGGUUCAUGGAAGUUCUGCAAAGCUGAUGUAGAUAACCCAUCCUGAUAUAUACCUCGAUCACUGUAUAUGGUAACUCAGUAGUUAGGAUCUUACUAAUUCUUUAGGUAAUAGAGUUCAUUUCUUCCACUGACCAGACUUGUAAAAAAAGUAGCUUAUAGUGAUGGCAGCAACACACUUUUCCUUGAAAUUUGUUUUUUCAAGAGCAAUUUCUUGCGAAAUGUCAGUGAAAUUGCUGCCUGUGAACAAUUUUUUUCACAAUGAAAGGAAAUGAGUUAUUCUUUGUAUUUAUCAGAAAGAUGCUGCAGCUAAGUAAUUGGUUUUUCUUGGAACUCAGCUGCAGUUCAGCGAGAUUUGAUUGUUGGAACAGGAUGGACAAACCUGUUGUUUCCCGCUGAUUUUUAGAUGUUAGUUUCCCUUUAUUUAUUAAUUAAUUGAUUAAUUUUUAUUAAA
Messenger RNA from Chenopodium quinoa (quinoa), 3229 nucleotides. Its product is annotated as plastid division protein CDP1, chloroplastic-like. The record is from RefSeq and is a predicted model, not a curated record. Lineage: Eukaryota; Viridiplantae; Streptophyta; Magnoliopsida; Caryophyllales; Amaranthaceae. The coding region runs from base 302 to 2824 and encodes 840 amino acids. The transcript has 12 exons. Gene Ontology annotation, cellular component: chloroplast inner membrane. Gene Ontology annotation, biological process: chloroplast fission.